Messenger RNA from Anastrepha obliqua, 2051 nucleotides. RefSeq lists its product as uncharacterized. The transcript has 3 exons. The record is from RefSeq and is a predicted model, not a curated record. NCBI's taxonomy places the organism in Eukaryota, Metazoa, Arthropoda, Insecta, Diptera, Tephritidae. The coding region runs from base 37 to 1917 and encodes 626 amino acids.
UCGGUUCGACUGCUCGGAAAUUCUGCAAUAGUUAGCAUGGAUAUUAUAUUGGGUGACCUUGGAAGAGGUGGCAUCGAGAAGACUGGAAACUAUACGCUGGUGCUGGCCAUCGCUUGGACCAUUUUGAAUGUUUACGGCGAAUUUCCUUCGAUGCCAUUGGUUAUUUCACAGUAUGCCAGCAAAAGCCAGACUUACGUUCAUCAAGCGGAACUAAUCGAUGCGCUAAUGACGUACUUGGAACAACGACAAUAUCGUAUCUACAUCAUGGAGCAGGAGAAAUUGUUCGGCCACGAGGAGAGAAGUGAGUGGGGCGACUUUUGUGAGGCUGCAAUUUGGUUCAUCGACAGUUGGAACUCCUUUAAUACGCUGGCAACCGAUUUGGAGGAUCCGAAAAGCUCAUACAAGCGCACAGGAUGGUUUCUAAUCAUCUACACCGGCACCGAACGAGAACGCUUAGACACAGUCAAGAAAAUAUUUAGUCGUUUAUUUGAAAUUUUCGUUAUAAAUGUGAAUGUCUUCUUGCUGAUCGACACAACGCCAUUUGUCUAUACGUAUUUUCCAUUUUCACCCAAGAAAUGCCAUUCAGCUCAGCCGGAAUUGCUGCUGUCCUUUCGAAAUAGGAAAGCAAAACAGAAAUUCAAGGAUUACAGAAAGUUUUUUCCCUUUAAAGUGGGCAAUCUCUAUGGAUGUGAAUUGGCGGUAAUAACGUGGCAUCAUCCACCUUUCAUGAUUCUGAAAGAAGAUCCAGAAACCGGUCGGAUCGUAUCAAUCGAGGGUAUGGAGGGUAUGUUAAUUAGUAUUUUGUCCGAGGUCAUGAAUUUUGCUAUACGAAUUGUGAUUCCACAACCAAAAGAACGUGGCGCUGUUUACAGCAAUGGUACAUUAACGGGUGUGGCAAAAAUGAUAGCCCAAGGUGACGGAAAUAUUACAAUAAUAUUCAAUAUGUACGAGAAGAAACGCGCUCAGGUUAUGGGUGCCUCAUUUUCAUAUAUGAGUUUUCCUUUGACGGUCGCUACACCGCAUGGACGUCCACUUUCUCCGCUUCAACGCCUAUUAAGACCUUUUAAGCACAUAAUUUGGUCGCUCAUCGGUUCCAAUAUCAUUCUAGCUGUGCUAAUCAUAUACGCACUCAAACUGCUUGGUAGCAAGCAGAUCGUUUCAUUUGUCUUUGGCAAAACCAACCGAAUUCCAUUCAGCAACCUCUGGGCUUCGCUUUACGGUGGCGUCAUCCAUAAUCGUUUGCCAUAUCGAAACUUUUCUCGCUACCUGCUGGGUCUGUGGCUACUGUGCACAUUGGUUUUACGCUCCGCUUACACAGGUCAACUUUUCAUCAUACUCCAAGAUGGCCGCGCCUUAACACCUCUGAAAUCAUUCCAAGAAAUAGUGGAUAAAAACUACAUCAUCUAUACGGUGGAUGUGCUAGCCGAGUUGCUAGACUCAACUAUAGAAAAUGCGAUUCUUGGCUUCGUAGAUGGCGGUAACAACUCCAUGCCUCUGAUAUUGAAACGGAUCGCACGGGGCUCCAAAGAAGUAUUGACCAUAAUUGAGCCAGCCUUACAUUACUAUAACUACGAACAGACCACGGAUGCUGAACGGGUGGCAAUUUUGCCACAAAAGUUGAUAAUGACACCGCUCACCAUGUACAUGCGCAAGCAUUCUUACCUCAUCACACCGAUUAACCUGCAUCUUUACAAUUUUUUGGAUUUGGGCAUAAUAAAUAAGUUUGAGAAACGGUAUCGGCUGCCCAAGGAGGCCGAGGAAUCGGACGAUCCUGUUAGACUGUCGCUAUUUCUGCUACUUGGCAUUUUCAGUAUAUAUCUGGCGCUAAUGGGGCUGUGCACGUUGAUUUUCCUCUUGGAGCUUUGGACAACCAGAUCUCCUUUGACCAAGAUGGUCAUUGAUUUUUUCAACUACUAGUAAAAUUUGGAAGUAUUUGGUAGUACGACGUGGUUGAUUGACAAGAAAAAGUAAUUAUUUGCCUGUGACGAGAUGAUAGUCUUAAGAAAAGUAAACGCAUUGUUCCUAGCUUUUUAUCCAUUGCAAUAAAGUAA